Messenger RNA from Astrephomene gubernaculifera, 1532 nucleotides. The record is from the annotation of a GenBank genome assembly. NCBI's taxonomy places the organism in Eukaryota, Viridiplantae, Chlorophyta, Chlorophyceae, Chlamydomonadales, Astrephomenaceae.
GUCAUCAUGAUCCGGCCGCCCAGGAGGUCCGAGGUUUCGGAGCACAUUCGCGAGCAGGAGGCCAGUCCGCUGGCGCUGCCGCCGCUGGAGCUGCUGCGGCGGCUGCUGCCGCGCGCUGCCGAGGUGGCUGGCUGGCUGCUGAUGCCGCACGCCAUGUUCAGCCGCUACGUGCUGCUGGUGGCGCCCGCGUACGGCGUGGGGGGCGAGGGAGGCGGCGGCGGCGGUGAGGGCAUGGGCAGCAGCAGCGGAGGCGGAGUAGGAGAAGGCAGCGGGACCGCACCUUGGCAGCACGUGGGGACGCAGCUGAUGCUGCUUGCAGGUGCGCUGCUGACGUGUUUCGAGGUGCAGCUGUUCGGCCGGGCGGUGGCGGAGCUGCUGUCGCUGCGGCGGCCGCGCAGGCCCUUGGCGCGGCGGCGGGCGCUGGCGUGGCGGGUGUGCUGCGAGGGACUGCUGCUGCCCCUGCGUGAGGCGAUUCCCGUGUGGAACAUGACCCACUUCAUCGCGCUGCCGCUGCUGCAGCUGCUGCUGCCGCCGCCCGCCAUGGACCUGGUGCUGCUGGUGCCGCUGACGUACUGUACGGCGAUGCUGGGGGCGGCCGCAUGCGAUGUGGCGGCCAGGGCGACCGCGGCGCUUCUGAGGGUCGCCCGACGAGUACGACAACACGACGGCGGAACAACUCUGCUGCUCCCCAGUAUCGUACACGCGGCGGAUCCGGAUGCCGUACCGCUGCUGGGCCGUACAUACACCCUGAUGCUGUACGACAUGGUGGGUCAGUCGGGCCGCGCGGCGGUGGCGGCGGCCCUGGCGGAGGAGGCGCCGGCGCUGGCGGCUGAGCUCGCGGAGCGGCGGCAGCGGCGGCAGCAGCAGCAGCGGCUGGAUGGCGACGGCGGCGGCGACGGAGGCACGUGGGGUGAGCUGGCGGCGGCGAUGAGGGCGAGAGUGGCGCCGCCGGGAGCCGGGGAUGGCGGCCGUAGGGGCGCGCGCCGUCGGCGUGCGGAGGCGGAUGCUGCUGCCGCCGCCGCAGUCCCUGGCGGCGAUGCGGCUGGAGUGGCGGGUGGGGAGGCAGUUGAGAGGCGCGAGGGGGAGCAUGGAGAGCAGGCGGAGGAGGAGCACCCUCCGCAGGAGGCCGCGGCGGCAGAUCUUGAGGAUGGUCACGAGGAUGAUGAGGAUGACGACGAUGAUGACGAGGACGAGGAGAUGGAGCGGCGGCGGGCGGGGCUGGCGGUUCAGCUCCGCUGGCCGGCUCCUCUACAGCUGCCCCCCGAGGUUCACGACUGGGAGGACGUCCCGCGCGGCUUCACGUGCGCCAUCACGCAGCACGUGAUGGGCCAGCCCGCCAUGCUGGUGUCCCCGGAGCUGCCCGCGGCGCCCACGUACGAGCGGGCGGCCAUACAGCAGUGGCUGGCGACACACAUGCGCGACCCCAAGUCCAACACGCCGCUCACCAGCUACACGCUGCUGCCCAACGAGGACCUGCACCGGGCCAUUGACGACUGGGUACACUUCAAGCUUAAGGCCGCACGCGCCGCCGC